Molecule: messenger RNA, 1116 nt
Organism: Penicillium lagena
Lineage: Eukaryota; Fungi; Ascomycota; Eurotiomycetes; Eurotiales; Aspergillaceae
Exons: 2
Coding region: 1-1116 (371 amino acids)
Source: RefSeq, a predicted model, not a curated record
AUGACUCCAAUCCCCGACUCCCUUCACUCCUCUCCCAGCUACUGCUCCCCGAAUCCGCUAUGCGAGUACUCCUCGACUACACACGUGGGCUGGCAGUCCUCUGGCUCAUGGCGUGACUCUUUCGAUAUUCUAUACAGCUGCCUCGCAACUCUCAUCGCUUGCGCAUGGUCUAUCCUAUCCCUCAACAUCCCCGCAAAGAGCGACAAGCGAUGGCGUAAGGUCCUGCGUAAGGUUAAAUGGAUGUGUAUCACGCUUGCAUUUCCUGAGUUCCUUGCAGCUAUUGCACUUAUUGAGCACUGGCGUGCGCGCCAGACGCGCGAUCAUAUUAGGCAGACGUUGAAACCUAACGCGGAACUAUGGACAACGACGCAUGGUUUCUUCGCUAAUAUGGGCGGGUACGUUCUCGUCUCCGAUGAUCGGGAUCCCUUGCCCUUGAUAGGGGAGACGCUUCAGGUUCUGAUUGACAAUGACAUCGUCGAGGUUCCGGACACGGAGCUAGAUGCUAUUAAAGAUCGGAGCAAGACAGAUACAUUCGCGCGCGUGUUCGCGUUGCUACAAUUAAUCUGGACGGUUAUCAAAAGUAUCGCCAGAUACGAAGAGGAUCUGCCCCUUGCGCCGUUAGAGGUGAUCACAGUAUGGUAUAUUCUCCCCAGCGUGUUAUCAUUCCUUCUUGAAUGGCCGAAACCUAAAGAUGUCGACAUUCCGAUCGAGAUCCAAUACCGUGGCAAGAUAGAGCAGGGGGUCGUCAACAAACUCUCGGGCAAUUACCUUGCGCUCUGCAAUAAGAACCUCAAAGAUAUGGGCACUGGCUCCAUCGGGAGGAUCCCUUUUGCUAGACCCGCCAUCUACUACUUACGCCACGACAUCGAUAGGCCGAAGUGGGUCAUCGCUUCCAUGUAUGUCCUGGGCUUUGCAACGGGAGCCUAUCAUGUUGGUCAUGUUCUCAUUCCCCCGGACCUAUUCGACGCACAUAUGCUGCCUAUUUGGCGCUACUCUAUAUUUAUUGCGACUAUUUUAGCAAUGUUCCUGACGUGGGUGGGAUUUACUCGCAAAGUCUUUCAUGUGCCCGCGAUCAUUUUGUGGUGGUUGGUCCAGUGGCGGUAUGCCGAACGGUGA